CAAUUUUUCUAACGUGAUAUGGCUGCAUUCGUCUUGCCAGAGUUGUACAAAAAGAGUUCGCUUAUGAACUUGAUUGGUGCCAAAAAAAUGUUAGAGAAAUAUAAAGACUUAUUAAUUUGGAAAGAAAACGCUUCCAUACUAGAAUUUGGUGUCGGCGAUGGCAGUAAUUCGCAAAAAGCCCUUGGACCACUGCUGCCUAAAGAUUACAAAGAAUAUAUCGCCACAGAUAUCUCCAAAAUCAUGGUGGAUUACGCCAGAAGAAAUAUAGUAAUGCCUAAAUGUCAAUUUUAUGAAUUUGACAUAAAUUGUGAGAAUAUUCCUUCAAGUUUUCAAUCGAGAUUCGAUUAUAUAUUUAGUUUUUAUGUAAUGAUGUACGUUAAAAAGCCAGAACAUACUUUCAAAAAUAUUUAUGCCAUGUUGAAACCAAAUGGAAAAACAUUCAAUGUGUUUCUUCCAUCUCUUCCGACAGAUCCCGUCCACAUGAAGCUCUGUAAACAUGAAAAAUGGGGAAAAUAUGGACACGAGCAAAUGUUAUCAGCCUAUAGUUCUGAAUUGUAUCCGGAAAAAUGCUAUCAGCAGGCAUUGGAUAGAUCUGGAUUUAAGUAUUAUUUCUCAGUCGAAAAAACAUCUUACACGUUUCUCAAUGAAGCAGAAUGGAAAGAUCCCGUCCACAUGAAGCUCUGUAAACAUGAAAAAUGGGGAAAAUAUGGACACGAGCAAAUGUUAUCAGCCUAUAGUUCUGAAUUGUAUCCGGAAAAAUGCUAUCAGCAGGCAUUGGAUAGAUCUGGAUUUAAGUAUUAUUUCUCAGUCGAAAAAACAUCUUACACGUUUCUCAAUGAAGCAGAAUGGAAAGGAUUCUUUCUUUCCGUUAAUACAGCGUUAGCCAAUAUUCCCGAAGACGAAGUGGAAGAAUACAAAAAUAUCUUUUUAAACUUAAUUGAUAACCAAGUAUUAAUUGAUGGUAGUGACAGGGGAACUAAAACAAUAAACUUUGAUUUGUGUGUAGUAUCUGCGAAAUUUGGUUUCGGCGAUGGAAGCAAUUCCCAAAAAAAUCUUCGACCUCUUUUGCCUGAAGAUUAUAAAGAAUAUAUUGCCACAGAUCUCUCCAAAAUUAUGGUGGAUUAUGCAAGAAGGAAUAUCGUAAUGCCUAAAUGUGAAUUUUAUGAAUUUGACGUUAAUUGUGAGCCUAUUCCUUCAAGUUUUCAGUCGAGAUUCGAUUAUAUAUUUAGUUUUUUUACGAUGAUGUACGUUAAAAAACCAGAGCAGACUUUUAAAAAUAUCCAUGCUAUGUUGAAACCAAAUGGGCAAACUUUCAAUGUGUUUCUUUUAACCAUUCCGACGGAUCCCGUCCAUGCGAUGCUCUGCAAACAUGAAAAAUGGGGAAAAUGCGGACAUGAACAAAUGUUAUCACCCUAUAGUUCUAGAGCAUCCCCGGAAAAUUGCUUCAGAAAGGUUUUGGAAAGAACUGGAUUAAAUUAUUACUUUUCAGUUGAAAAAACUUCCUAUACGUUUUCCAAUGAAGCAGAAUGGAAAGGAUUCUUUACUUCUAUUAAUACAGCGUUGCCCAACAUUCCUGAUGAGGAAUUGGAAGAAUACAAAGAUGUCUUUUUAAACUUAAUUGAAAACCACGUUUUAAUUGAUGGUAUUGACAAGGGAACUAAAAUAAUGAACUUUGAUAUAUGUGUGGUGUCUGCAAGUAAAAUAUCUAGUUAACAUAGACACAUUAUAAAAUAGACCUUUCGUGUUCCAAUUUACUUUAUGUCAGAUUUUAUUAAUGCUGUUAUUGUUCCAUGUGUAUUUCAUUUACUACAACUUUUAAAUAAUACGUUCAUAAUUAUUUAAUUAUCCUUCACAUCCUUGUUCGUGAAAAUAAAGAUAA
Messenger RNA from Psylliodes chrysocephalus, 1879 nucleotides. The record is from the annotation of a GenBank genome assembly. NCBI's taxonomy places the organism in Eukaryota, Metazoa, Arthropoda, Insecta, Coleoptera, Chrysomelidae.